UUUAGCAGCAGUCAGAUGGUGGAAUGCUUCGGAGAGAAGCAAUCCGUUCGGUCCAUCAUUGCGAAAGGAAAAGGGGCGGUGAUAGAGGAAGAAGAGACAUGGCAUCUAAAGACAUAACUGCCUCUUGUUUCGUCAGUGUGAGCAGGGAUAUUACAGAGAGUAUCAGGAAGAUUGUUGACAAGUCAUCCAUCAAGUUUAUACGCGGCAUUAAGCUUGACACCAAAAAUGGCAAGUCAGAGGACCGGAUACUGGUCCUCACAACAUGGAGACUCUAUUUCCUGACAGCCAAGGUUCCAACAAAGAUUGAGGUGACAUUUAACUUCUUGGAGAUCCGAGCCAUGAACAGUCACCCAGAGUUUCAGGUCGUCAUAGACUUGGACAAGUCCACUUAUUCCCUGAGGCUUCAGUCACGUGACCACCUCAGUCAUGUGGUCAGCCACGUUAACUUUGCCCUGUCCAGAAUAUUCAACAACUCUGUUUUCUCUCCCUCCAUCUGUCAUUCAGACAGUGACCUUUCUGAGGGAAGCAGGAAGUACUCCCCCAGCUCAGAGACGUCUGUUGAAACCCAGAGGGCCUGUGGAGGGUUUUCCGAGACCUACGCUGCCCUGUGUGACUACAAUGGAAUCAGCUGCAAGGAGGAAGUGCAGUGGGAUGUGGACACUAUCUAUCACUCUCAAGACAACAGGGAGUUUAACCUAGUGGACUUCAGCCACCUGGAGAGCAGAGACUUGGCAGUGAUUGUGGCCUCAAUGGCAUACAACACCUGGUUCACCAAACUAUACUGUAAGGACCUACGCAUAGGGUCAGAGGUCAGUGAGCAGGUUUUGCACACACUCAGUAAGUCCUCCAGCCUGGAAGAGCUCACUCUGGAGAAUGCUGGUCUCAAAUCUGACUUUGCGCAGAAGCUGUCAGUUGCGCUCUCAGAGAAUCCUGCUUCUGUCAUCCACUCUCUGAACUUGGCACACAACACAUUGGACAACCAAGGUGUGUCUAACCUCAUCCAGCAGGUGUGUCGUCUCAGCAAAGGACUGCGUCUCCUCAACCUCUCCAAGACCUCCCUUAACUCCAAAGGUGUGGUGUCUCUGUCUCAGGCUCUGUGCUCCAGUGAUGAGUAUUCCAACUCUCUACUGCACCUGGACCUGAGCAAGAACCCUGGGGUCCUGUCUGGGGAGGAUGCUUCGAAUCUGUACCUUUUCCUUUCCCAGCCUAAUUGUCUGGUCCAUUUGGACCUGUCUGACACUGACUGUGCUGUUGACUCUCUAUUUGGGGCUCUGCUGAGGGGGUGUUGUGCUGAUCUCUCCUACUUGAAUCUCUCCAAAAAUUCCUUCUCACACAGGAAAGUGAAGGAGACCCUGCCGUUGUUCCGUCAGUUCUUCAGCUCGGCCUUCAGUCUCACCCAUGUCAGCCUGGCCUCUAUGAAGCUGCCCCCUGAUGCCCUGAGGUCUCUUUUCAUAGGUCUGACCACAAACCCUCACAUUAAUGACCUUCACCUGGACAUCAGUGGCUGUGAGCUGAAAUCUGCAGGAGCUUCUGUGAUCCAGGAGCUGUUCCCCAGGGUCUCCUCCAUCGCCACCCUGGACAUCUCUGACAACGGGCUGGAUGCAGACCUUCUCUCAGUCCUACCAGCUCUCUCCAGACACACCUCCUUAAAGCACCUGUAUCUGGGCAAGAACUUCAACAUCAAGAGCAGCAGGGUGCUGGAGGAAAUCCUACAGAAGCUGGUCCAACUCAUACAGGAGGAGGAAUGUGCCCUCCAGUCCCUCUCCCUGGCUGACUCGCGACUGCGUUCUCGCGGUACAGUGCUAGUAAAUGCUCUGGGUAGUAACACCUGCCUACGUAAGGUGGACCUAAGUGGGAACAGCCUGGAGGACAUUGGAGCCAAGAUGCUGAGCAAAGCCCUACAGAUCAACACCACACUCAGGAGUGUGACGUGGGAUCGUAACAACACCUCAGCUACAGGAUUCCUGGAUGUGGCUCGAGCCCUUGAACAUAACUUCACCUUGCAGUACAUGCCCCUCCCCCUCAGUGACAUCAGCCAGGCGUACCGUAGCGCCCCCGAGAGGACAGAGCAGGCACUGACCAAGAUCCAGCGUGCUCUGCUGAGGAACAACCAGACUCAGCGCUUCUCUCAGAGACAGGCUCUACGGCUGCACCAGGGCCUGGUCACCAGCACUGCUGAACAGGUGAUGGAGCGUCUGUGUGUGCGUGUGCAGCAGCAGGUGUGUGUGCUGCGUGGAGUAGGGGAGAUGGAGGAGAUUCAAGCUGCUAAACAAGUGCUGAAGGAGGCCAGGAACUCUCGCGCGCUGUACCCCUCUCUCUGUGAGCUAGCUCAUGUGCUGUCAGUAGAUGGGCCAGUCAGACAGAGACUGGACUCACUGGCAGGAGAAUUGGCCAAGGCAGCUGACAAGGAACUACAGGUGAUAGUUGACUCCAUGGUGUCUCUCUGUCGUGAGCUGUGUCCGCUGUCCUCCUCUGCAGCAGAGAGAUUGAGUCCUCCGCUCUCGUCCGUCUCUGAGCGUGUGUCCAUCCCUCGCUCAGCCAUCCGUACGGCCCUGAUGGAGCGAGCAGCUCAGGACAUCCACCGCGCGCUGGAAGAGGUGAAGCUCUCAGUGGUUUCCUAUCUCACCAACUCCAUUGUCGAUCAGAUCUUGCAGGAGCUCUACGCCACUCAAAAGACCCUGACGCGUCAGGUGUCCCAGGUGAAACGUUGGGAGGGGACAUGUGAUGGAGGGACAGGCCGGAGGUCACACAGACACAGAGACUCUCUGGACAUCACAGACGAGGAGCUGGGCACCAGCAUAGACACAAUUGCCAUUAAGAAGCACAGCUCUCGAACUAGGCGAAUACGACCUGUUUCAACCAGACUGAGCCUGUGUGAUGACUCCAGCUCCUCCCCGCCCCCCUCUACGUCCUCUUCUUUCUCAGCCCUCUCUCGCUCCGCAUCCUGUGAGGGGCUGUCUGAACUCCCUACCCAGGGUGCACCUCUACAUCAUGUGACGCGUGUUAGGCCGAGGCCCCCACGGAGACACCGAGCAGGACACGCCCCCUCUGACACACAUUGCACUGAAAAUGGAGCUGUCACUCCUCUUGAUGAUGGACUCCCAGAUUUCUACUCCAAGAGAGUUCUCCCUGAUAGUCAGUUGUCCUCUCUCCAUAAAGCCCACUCUCUCAGGCGAAAGAAAAGACGCAAUAUGCUGGCCAUCUUUGGUUUCCGUAGGAACCGCAACUCAACUCUCUCCAAUCAGGGGCCAGAGUCUGGCGGAGAUGGGUGUGGGGAGGAGUGUCACACUGUUGCCACGGCACCCACAGGGACAGCCACUGAGAAUGUCUACACGCUGCUGCAGCCCCCUCGUUCUGCUGCCAGGGCCUGCUCUCCUGGUGAGGGGGCUGAUGGGAAGGUGGAGGACCAGAGGGGGGAGGAGCCAGUAGGCCUGAGCCUGCAGCCACUGCAAAGCAUACCACCACAGCCUGGCAUGCCGGGCAGCAGACACCCCUUCUACUCACCCAGCCAGCCAUCAAAGCUAGAGACAGCGCAUGAGCAACCUGCAGAUACUGACAGACAUUGGUCAGAGGACAGACAGGUGGACAGACAGUGGACAGAGGGGCUUCACACAGACAGAGAGAGGACAUUAAUAAGACCAGCUGACAGACACUCUGACCGGCACUGGACCGAGGACAAACUGUCAGACAAAACAUGGACAGAGGGAAGAACAGCAGAGAGACAGAUGGACAGAUAUUGGACAGAGAGCAGGCAUGCAGAUAGACUCAUGGAAAGACAGUGGACAGUUGACAGACACACACAGAGACAGAUCGACAGACAGUUUGAUCGAGAUAGACAGUGGACGGUGAGCAGACAACAGACAGACAGAAAGUGGGCAGAGGGACGACUGACAGACAUACAGAUAGACAGACAGUGGAUAGAGAGCAGGCAGUCAGGCAGACAGUCUGACAGACAAGCCCAGGGACAACAUCUGGCUCAGAGGCCUCUGCCCCCUUACCCGUCAGACAGGACUCCAUCACCUAAAAGUGAGACUGACUCCCAGAAAAACAUGGAGGCAACCGUGGACAGACAGAAGUACUCUGACACACAGACGGACAGACAUCUGCACUCAGACACUGCUGUAGGACAGGUGGAAGGGUGGAGGGGUGGAGGAGGGGUUCCCCCUGGACGGGUUUCUAUGAAUGCAUCUAAACCAGACCCUCCUCCCCAAAGCAGCAAACCCAUCCAGUCCAAACUGAGACAGAGACAUCUACAGGAGAGCUCUGGUGCAGAGGAGGAAGCAGACGGAGAUAGGGAUGGUGGAAGAAUGGAAAGGAAAGAGAGAGAUCGAGGCAGAGAUGCAGAGGGACAGCCACCUCCCAUUCCUGAAAAGCCAAAGACAUCCUAUGUGUCUUCUCCAAUUGAGUUUGCCAAUGAAAGGCCGAUCCCACAUCUUGCACCAUCUGCAUUCAACAAGCCAGUGCUGGGAUUGGCUGACAGGGCUUUCAGUCAAGGUGAGGAAGCAGUGAGACCUCAAGCCCCAGUGAAACCCCAGAGGAACAGAAAGGCUAUGUCUUGUGACACAGGCACUGACAGGGAUGCCCUAAUAAUCUCGAGAAGCCCUCAAAUCGCAAACCUGUGAAAAAACCUAGACUACUCCAGAACAGAAACAAAUCCUUGGACUAUCCUGGUCUCUCUGCCUCUGUCGCUCUCUCUCUCUUUCUCUCUCUCUCUCUGCCUCUGUCUCUGUGAGAAUGGGAGCAUGUGUUUCCUCUCAUACUUAAUGCAUAAAAACAGAUAUGUUUCUUUGGAUACAGCUAUAUUUGUGUGUUUUUGGUUUUACCAUCAUUGUGGGGACCAGAACUGUUCACAAGAAUAUAAAUAUCUGGGGACAAAUGUGUGUGUGUGUGUGCGUGCGUGUGUGUGUGUGUGUGUGAGUGUGUGUGUGUGUGUCUCAGACUAAACAAAGCAACGUUUUCAAUCACCCCUUAGGUCGGAAUAGAACUCAAACAUGACUUCACUGUUGUUAAUUAUCUGAUCAAAUUGUGUCUAAUGAGAUUAAUCAGUAAUCAGGAAUGUCUCUCGUUCUGUGCUCUCCCAGACAGCGUCAACUCAGCGUCUGUUAGCAGAGAGCUGUUGUAAUGUCGAUGGAAUUAAGCUGCUUCAGACCAACCAGCCAGAGGGUUGUCAUGACAACUGGGCAGCAUUUUGUCCGAUGUGGAAGAGGAGAAAUAUGCGAGGGAGAAACUAGACUCUAGAGAGAGAGGGAACACACGAAUACAGAGAGAGAAAGGGAGAGAGGGGGAGGGGAAGAUAAAUGUCUUAGAGUGCAAAAUGAUACGGACAUCGCUAAGAAUAACUUACCUACUGCGGUAUUAUUGGAACACACACAUGCUAUUCCUAGUCGGUCUCUGUCUGUCCCUUGCCCUCACUGUCUGCUUUCCUGUCAUCUCAAUGGAAACCUGCUGAACUGUUUUGCAGCUAUUCGAAUGGUGUUUGCUACUUUUGAAAAACUACUGAAUUGUUGUCUGCACUUACAAAAUGGCUAAAACACUGUCAUGCUAUAAUGCUAAGGGGCCAAACAUUGGAGCAUUUUUGUUAUCAUUAUUGAGAGUUACACUUUAUUUUGUAUUAUUAUUGUUUAUGUAAACCAAGCUAUGUGGCUAAGCUCGACUAAAGAAAGGAAUGUGUCUAUUAGAAUGUUAUUUCUAAAUCUGCAAUGCAAUUUGACUGCUGUGAACGUUGGUUGCCAUAGUUGAAACUUGAGAAUGAGUUGUUGCAUAUUAUUAAAUGAAAUAUUUAUAUCUAGUUCUGCUUUCAUGGACUGAAAGGUAAUAUAUUUUAUAGAAAAAUUCAAUAAAAAAAUAUUAUAUGAGUAUACCCUGUGAAUGAAUAAAAAUGCUGUACUGGAAUACACACUGAGAAUGUCAUCCUUUUUGUGGUUUGGUUCAUAAUAGGAUAAUAAAGGGAGGUAAACGAUUUUGCCUUCCAAACUGCGUUCACUAUGCUGUUUAACCACAGAAUUACCACUCUGGGUCAUAAUACUUUAACCAGCAGGGUGGCAGCUACAUUAGGCCUCCUGUAAUUAUCCCUAACAGCAGGUGGCGACCAACCCCAACAAAUGAAAGGCGGACCUCUCAGCAACAGAAAGACUCAUAAUCUAGAACACCAAACACGUGAGCUGCUGAGAAGCAGUCUUGCUGGUUGUCAUUAGCAACCAUGUCAUGGCCCUAUUUCUGAAGAUGGUGGAAUGAGUCAAAUAUGGGCUUUGGCUGGCUGGUGUGCUAAGUACUAAUGAGCUAUUCAUAUGGAAAUGUAAUGAAAAGCUGCUUCUUCAAACUCUGUAAUUAAAACUUGAAAAUACGGUUCUACCACUGUGCCUACAGAUAUAGAAUCCUAAAUUGAUCACUCUUGUUGCUGAGAAUUUUCCUCCACUGCAGGACAUGCAGAUGAGCUUCGUUAUUUAUAUAAAUUCCUACUUAAAACAAACACGAAUCAAUGGUGAUAUUAACAGUUUUGCACUUUUCAUGUAGCCUACUUUUGGCCAGCUAGUAGCCUAACCACCGAUACUAAAACAUUCAAAUGCUGUUGCUGCAGGAUUAUUUUUCCUGGUCAGAUUAAGAUCCCACACCUGUAACUUCUCAUAUCGUUGAAUCUGUGUCUGAUGAUUCAAUGCAUCAUUUUGUCGAUAACUGUUUUAAGCCGUAGAUAUUUAUGUGUGAUUGUAGUUGUUUGAAAUGCAUUUCCACACUUGUGGACUGUCUUCAUGGGGUGGAUGGUGGAGUGGGUGGGAGGAGGCCCGACAGACAAAAGACACAGGAUCUUAUAUUGAUCUAUUUUAUCAUUGGCUUUCAUGCACCUGGCAGUUAAUCAUCGGGAUUAGAAAGAAAAACACUUACUUAAUAUCCUCUCUUGGAUAUGUUGACUUAAUUUGACUGUCUGGACUUAUUGUCCUACCGUCUAUCAAUAUGAAAGGCCGUUUUCUAUUACUCUACAUUUACCCCCCCCCCC
Messenger RNA from Oncorhynchus mykiss (rainbow trout), 6991 nucleotides. Its product is annotated as capping protein, Arp2/3 and myosin-I linker protein 3. The record is from RefSeq and is a predicted model, not a curated record. Gene Ontology annotation, cellular component: lamellipodium; plasma membrane. NCBI's taxonomy places the organism in Eukaryota, Metazoa, Chordata, Actinopteri, Salmoniformes, Salmonidae. Gene Ontology annotation, molecular function: protein binding. Gene Ontology annotation, biological process: cell migration; regulation of Arp2/3 complex-mediated actin nucleation.